UCGGCUAGGCUUCAGAGAGGUACCGGUAAGGUGUUCCUGUGAGUUGCUGCGGUUCUGCGAGAAAGAAAGGGAACUGAACUAAACUAGGUCAGAAAUAAGAAGACACAGGCUUCACCACUUCAAACAGAUGAAAGAUGGAAAGUCCUUUCUUGUCUGGUCAACAUCCAAGGUCAAGAUAUAUUGAAGUUGACAGCUACUUAUGACUUUAUGAAAAUCUUCAGAGCUUUGUGAUUAACAUACCUCCUUAGGGAAAAAAAGAAUAUAGAUAAUCAUUGGAAAAGCUCAUUCAUCUUUGCAAUAUAUCUGCUGGCUGAUUUGAGAGAAAAGAACCAAGGAGAAGAAUGAAAAAGCAAACAAAGAAUAUUGUAUCAGAUAAUUCUAUAGGAAUCGUGCAGUGUGGUCAGUAAAGACAGAAGAAGCAAUAAAAGGGACUGGACAUCUAGAGCUCAAAGAUGAAGUCACAGAAUUCUGUUAGAAAGAAGCAGAGAGACAAACCAUCAGAUCGUAACAGGAACAGCAACCUGAUUAAAAGUAAACAGAAUGGUCAUAAGAAAAAGAAGAAAAUAAGUGAAAAGCAAGGCAUGAUUAACAUAACAAAUACUAGUAGUAAGAAUAAGGGAAAUGCCAAGAAUAAGAAAGAAACGGUUAAAGGGAGUCAGAGCAGUUUGUUAGAUUUUGUGUCUCCAGUUGAAAAGAGUAAAUCGAAGAAAAAGAAGAGAAAUGACCAAACAGAUGAUGGAAGCCAGCAAAGUUUGUUAGAUUUUAUAUCUCCGAAGCAGAAGAAAAGAAGAGGUAUUGAGAAGGGGAACUGUGUUAAAGAAAAAGAAACCAAGGAGAUUAGUGAGACCAGAAAAUGUAUUGAAGGUGAAAGUUCUGCCUCAAUAUCGGGACUGAAAAAGAAAGUUCCAAAGAAAAGAACGCAGGAGGGUGGUCAGAGCAAAAGUAAACCUGCAACAGACCCUGUACUAGAACAGAAAGCUUUUAAGAAAAAGAAAAAGAAGAAACACAGCGAACAUGAUAGCAAUAGCAGCAGCAUAUUCUCACGGGAUAGUCCCCAAGAAAAUAAACAAAAACCUGGAAGUGAACAGCAGGAUCCAUUGAAUACGAAGGGAAAGGAUUUGAAAGAAAGCAACAGCAGUGCUCCUGACCUUGCAAAAGCCAAGAAGAGGAAAGUGACUUCAGAAGUGCUUCCAGAACGGUCUAAGAGAAGAAAAGAGGUUGGAUCACCGCAGCAAACUCUGGAGGAAAAGAGAACAUUAGAGGACGCAUUUCUGUUCCAGCACACACAUAUUUCUAAUUAUAUCAGAGGCGAGCUCUACAGUGAAGUUUACGAAGGCUCAAGCUUUACUGCCAUGUCAAGCAUGUUGAAAGAGUGUAUUCUGCAAGAGAAAUGGGAGGAUUCUAUCCAGAUCCUAUGUGCCCAAUGUACCUACCAAAGACCUGAUAUUGAAUGUCUCUGGAAGUUUGGAGCCCAUGUUCUUCAAAAUCAUCCUGAUAGCAAUGCUGAACAAAUAGAAGACCUCUACAGAUUUGUCCGCAAGAUCAAUACGACCAAUCCGUACCAGAAGAAGCUAGAGCAUGCCCUCUUCCUCCUCCGACAGGAUAGGAUGAAAGAUGCACUGACAACUCUAUCAGAAAUGUGGCCUGCAUCUAAAAAAUGUGCUAACAAAGAAAGUAAUCAGCCAGAGAUCAGAAAGAAGCUCAUCUCAGCAAAUGCUGGAUUGAUUGAAUACUGCCAGUGGCAUGAAAAAAUAAAGGGGAGAGGUGAUGAUGAAGUUGUUGAAGAUGCAACUCUUCGGAAGAGGGCUCUUACCAAUCUUGGUAAAUUCAACAAUGAACCAGGUGUAUGGGAUAUUUUCAUCACAAAGCAAGUGGAGAUGUUGGAGACUAAAGAAGGCAGUAUCAACAAGGCAGAGCAAAUACUCAACAACUAUCUAAGUAACAACCCUGGGAAUCCCAAUGCUCAUGUCUAUCUCUACCAGUUCAUCAAGAGGAACAAGCCUACGAAAACAAACAAACUCAAAACACUAUUGAAGAAGUUAGCCACCCUCUUGCCUGCCAGUGAUUACACCCUUGAGUACGUGGACCUCCUGGAGAAGACGGAAUCGGCAGAGUUAGCCGAGGUACUUCCUCUGAUCUUCAACAUGGCUGAUUAUAGUACCUGCCGUUAUCACAUUGCACUGUGGAAGACGCUGGUUGAACAUAUCCUCCCUGUUGUUGAAAGUAAAGACAAGCCUGCCAAAGCAAUCCUGAAGAAAUGCUGGUCCAGUCGUAAGUCUUGGUGGACUAGCUAUCACUUUGACAGGCAUGGUGUAGCAGAGAUGGCGAAUAGACACCCAGAGAUAGCAGUACAGAAGGCAAUCCUGGCAGCCAUCUUCUAUGGAUCUGAUUAUCCAUUCGUGCGGAAGGUACAGAAAGCCAUACAAGAAAUUAGACCAGAGUUGUCCAAAGAACUGGAGGAUGAAACUUCUUUGUGGUCAAAUCCUGCUGUAUGAGAAUAGAUUUCCUCCAGUACUCUCCACUUGCUGAAAAAACUGAAUUUAAAGUGCAUUAUUAGAACCAGAAACAAAGAUUAUUUUGUGUUGCCAUCUUGCAGGAAUGUAGUCAAGGCUGGUCUCGAGGCCGAAUUUUGCUGGCAUUGGCCGAGUCAUAAAGUCAAUGGGAAAUGUGACUUGGAAUUACUUGACCUCAACAACAUUCCUUCCUUAAUGUUUAUGAUACUUUGAACUCAGUCACCAUAUUGCAUUCUUCAAGUUGUUGGUUGUGUGAAGAUAUUUUAUGAGAAUUUCCUCUA
Messenger RNA from Lytechinus variegatus (green sea urchin), 2794 nucleotides. RefSeq names its product TATA box-binding protein-associated factor RNA polymerase I subunit A-like. Gene Ontology annotation, biological process: transcription by RNA polymerase I. The record is from RefSeq and is a predicted model, not a curated record. The coding region runs from base 453 to 2495 and encodes 680 amino acids. Gene Ontology annotation, cellular component: RNA polymerase I transcription regulator complex. Lineage: Eukaryota; Metazoa; Echinodermata; Echinoidea; Temnopleuroida; Toxopneustidae. The transcript has 11 exons.